UUCUCCAACCCUAGCCGUGACAGAGGGAGAGAAUUUGCUGCUAAGGGUUUUAGGGUUUUUUUGGUUCUUCAUCGUCAGUCAUGCAGGCGGAUCCCGAAAUAGAUGUUGCUCCAGGGCAGCCGAAGAAGAGAACUUUUAAGAAGUUCAGCUUCCGAGGGGUCGAUUUGGAUGCUUUGCUCGACAUGUCAACUGAUGAACUUGUGAAGCUCUUCCAUGCUAGGGCUCGCAGAAGGUUUCAACGAGGUCUGAAGAGGAAGCCGAUGGCUUUGAUCAAGAAACUGCGUAAGGCGAAACGGGAGGCUCCACCUGGUGAGAAGCCAGAGCCAGUUAGAACUCACCUUCGGAACAUGAUCAUAGUACCAGAAAUGAUUGGAAGCAUCAUUGGGGUUUAUAAUGGAAAGACCUUCAACCAGGUCGAAAUCAAGCCCGAAAUGAUUGGUCAUUACCUAGCCGAGUUCUCUAUCUCUUACAAGCCAGUUAAACAUGGUAGGCCAGGUAUUGGUGCUACCCAUUCGUCAAGGUUCAUUCCUCUCAAGUGAGAUCUUCGUUCAAACUGGGUACCCGGGGAAUUGUUGUGGCAAGAGUGGUUCUGGUGCAAUGUUGCUGCGUAUCAAUUAAAUUUUGGAUUUUUAGUUAUUUCGUUUUCGAAUUCCUACUCUUAGUUCAACUCCUGUUUGUUUUUUUGGUGGUUCAAUCUCCACUUGGAUAUAUAUUUGGAAGCUUUGCUUAAUCAAAGUAUGAAACUGAACUAUGAUUUUUUUUAUCAGCAAUAGGAAAGUUUUUGUUGAGGAAA
Molecule: messenger RNA, 793 nt
Organism: Nelumbo nucifera (sacred lotus)
Lineage: Eukaryota; Viridiplantae; Streptophyta; Magnoliopsida; Proteales; Nelumbonaceae
Product: small ribosomal subunit protein uS19
Biological process (GO): translation; ribosomal small subunit assembly
Cellular component (GO): ribosome; cytosolic small ribosomal subunit
Molecular function (GO): RNA binding; structural constituent of ribosome
Source: RefSeq, a predicted model, not a curated record